Messenger RNA from Humulus lupulus (European hop), 1539 nucleotides. RefSeq lists its product as uncharacterized. Bases 1 to 1539 code for a protein of 512 amino acids. The transcript has 2 exons. NCBI's taxonomy places the organism in Eukaryota, Viridiplantae, Streptophyta, Magnoliopsida, Rosales, Cannabaceae. The record is from RefSeq and is a predicted model, not a curated record.
AUGGGUCAAAUAGCCACUUUAUUAAGUCAAAGUGAGCCACAAAAUCAAGGAAAGUUACCUUCACAAACUAUUAGGAAUUUAAGGGAAAACGCUAAUGCGGUCACAUUAAGAGAUGGCAAGACUUAUGAUCCACCUACUAUUCCAUCAAGUUCAAACGAUGCGUCAUUGCCUCCUAAUCAUUCCUCCCAACAACACAAAGAUGAAACCCCAACCACACCACCAAAACCUAAACCAACUAUUCCCAUUUAUGUCACUAUUCAUCCAUUUCCUAGUCGUUUGAGAAAGACAAAGAAAGAUGAAGUUGAACAGGAAAUGCUAGAGACUUUUCGCAAGGUUGAGGUAAACAUUCCCUUACUUGUCGACAUUAAACAAGUAGCUCGAUAUGCAAAGUUUUUAAAGGAGUUAUGCACCAAUAAGAGGAAGCUAAAAGGGAAUGAAAAGGUGAGUGUGGGGGAAAAUGUUUUGGCAGUACUUCAAAAGAAACUCCCACCAAAGUGUAAGGAUCUUGGAACCUUCACUAUUCCUUGCACUGUUGGAAGUAAAAGGAUUGAAGGACGUUUAUUAGAAUUGGGAGCUUCAAUCAAUGUAAUGCAUUUCUCUAUUUAUACCUCUUCGAAUUUGGGAUCACAUGAAGAAAUUGGGGUGAUCAUUCAAUUAGUAGAUCGUUCUAAUGCCUAUACAAGGGGAGUAGUAGAGGAUGUACUGGUUAAAGUAAAUGAAUUAAUGUUCUCUACAGAUUUCUACAUUCUUGAUAUGGAAGAAGAUUUAGUUCCAUGCUCUACACCAAUUUUAUUGGGAAGGCCAUUUUUAAAGGCAGUUAGAACCAAGACAGAUGUUCAUAAGGGCAUUUUGACUAUGGAGUUUGACGGUGAAUAUACAAGUGGUGUUCAUUCAGUUCCUUCAAUUGAUAUUUUGGACUCAUUGUUGCAAAGAAUUCUUGAUUUACAAGGAGAUGAUGGGUUACAUGUUGUUUUGAGGGAACCAAUUGACUUGAAGAAAGAGGAUUUCACUAAUGAAGUAAAAGAGACGGCGGAUGCACUUAAUAGUGGUGGAGAGGUUUCUAAAGAGGUACCAUUCUUACAGUUGCCAAUUUCUCAUGAGCAACUUCAACUAUCUGUUAAAUCACCACCAAAGCUUGAAUUAAAACCACGACCGGGGCAUCUUAAAUAUGUUUACUUAGGUGAGAAAGAGACAUUACCGAUCAUUAUCUCCACACACCUCAUCCAAGUACAAGAGGAUCAUUUGAUAAGGGUACUUCAGGAAUAUAAAACAGCCAUAGGGUGGACCAUUGCAGAUAUCAAGGGAAUAAGCCCAACUAUGUGCAUGCACCAUAUUCUCCUUGAAGAGGGGUCAAAGCCUUCUAGAGAAGCUCAGCGAAGGUUGAAUCCACCAAUGAUGGAAGUAGUUAAAAAGGAGAUACUGAAGCUCUUAAAUGUGGGUGUGAUUUACCCUAUUUCAUGUAGCAAGUGGAUGAGUCCGGGUCAAGUAGUUCCUAAUCAACUAGGCAUCACAGUUGAAAGAAUGAUGAGAAUGAGUUAG